Messenger RNA from Betta splendens (Siamese fighting fish), 4492 nucleotides. It is a transcript of the gene fgfr1a, whose product is annotated as fibroblast growth factor receptor 1a. The coding region runs from base 807 to 3314 and encodes 835 amino acids. The record is from RefSeq and is a predicted model, not a curated record. Gene Ontology annotation, molecular function: fibroblast growth factor receptor activity; fibroblast growth factor binding; ATP binding. NCBI's taxonomy places the organism in Eukaryota, Metazoa, Chordata, Actinopteri, Anabantiformes, Osphronemidae. Gene Ontology annotation, biological process: positive regulation of cell differentiation; positive regulation of kinase activity; protein phosphorylation. Gene Ontology annotation, cellular component: signaling receptor complex; membrane. The transcript is spliced from 19 exons.
AUGCGCAAACUCUGAGAUUUAAGGGGGGAGGUUUGGAGCAGCUCGGACUCUCGUCGUUUUAUCAGCGUUUCUCCUCCAGGAAUAGCCCCAAAACACUCGACAGGAUCGGUUCAAGGAGCGCUGGCUUGUAACGACACCACAGCGGGCGACGAAUUCAGACGGUCGGGGCGAUAAGCGAGGGCCGAACAACUUUUGGAACACAGUUUGCGGAGGUGAGCGUCGCGAGAUAAAGAGACGCCGCCGCCGCCGCCGCUCCUCGGAUCUUUGUGCGCUAGGUGAGAUUAAAAAAGCAGCGUGGCGCCAGGGGAAACCUCGACCCCGCGUUGGGAUGAGCGAACGUAACGCUAAUUAGACUUUAGUUUCCGCCGCGGUAAUUGUUCGUCUGUGGGAUACACGCGUUUUUUUUAUUUUUAUUUUGACUAUCGCAGAAGUUUGUUUAUAGAGAAACGCGCAGCCUUUGUCGCCGAACGCCGAUAGAUUGCAGUGAUCCGAGCGGCUCCUCUUUGGAGCCUACGCGUCUGCGCCUGGAUUUACUGUUUCUGCGCGUCCGAUCUCGGCCCAGGAGUCCUCCCCGUCGGAACCGCAGCGGCCCCCGGCAGCCCACGGCGAGGCCAAAUCAUUGAGCGAAGCUGAAUUCUUCUUGAUCGUCAUCUUUCUCUAAAAAAAAUCACGGAGCAAAUCGCUGCUUCACUAAUGCGGUGAGGUCUGUCUCGGAGGACGGCCAUCAUUACUGCAUCUGUCACAGAAGUCUGGGUCUGCAGGGGCCAGGCUGAUGUUAUCUGAGCGCUGCCAAUGACCCGCUGCUGAUGUACCAAAGACAUGAAUGGGGUUCCAGUCGCGUAAGAGCCGUCAGUCGUAGGUCCCUCAGCAGGAUGCUGAUGAGGCAAAGGACACUUGUGGUUCUGGCUCUGCUUGCCCAGGUUUUAACGACCCAAAGUCGUCCUGCUGACACCGAUGAAGUCUCUGUGGAAACACAGCCCCAGCUGUACACGCUCUAUCCUGGGGACCGGCUGGAUCUGAAGUGCUCCACCAAGGACUCGCUUCAUGCCGUCAACUGGACCAAGGACCACGUGGUCAUAGUGGAUGGAGAACACACACGGAUCCGCAAUGGCCAGCUGGAGAUCGAGGCCGUGGAGCUGACAGACUCUGGUCUAUAUGCGUGUAUGACCUUUGGCAACUACAGCCGGUCCUUCAACGUCACAGUCGAUACGCUGGCCUCAUCUGAGGACGAUGAUGAAGAUGAGGAGUCUUCGUCGGAGGAAGCUAAACUGUUGGGCAGUCAAAAACUGUUGCCAAUGGCCCCACAGUGGGCUCAUCCCGAGAAAAUGGAGAAAAAGCUUCACGCCGUCCCGGCGAGCAAGACCGUGAAGUUCCGCUGUCAGGCCAAUGGCAACCCGACUCCUACGCUGAAAUGGUACAAGAACGGCAAGGAGUUCAAGAGAGACCACCGCAUCGGAGGCUUCAAGGUUCGUGACCACGUGUGGACCAUCAUCAUGGAAUCUGUAGUUCCCUCCGACAAGGGAAACUAUACAUGCGUGGUGGAAAACCAGUAUGGAAGCAUCAAUCACACCUAUCAACUGGAUGUAGUCGAGCGCUCUCCGCACAGGCCGAUCCUGCAGGCGGGCCUGCCGGCGAAUCGCACCGCGGUGGUGGGCAGCGACGUGGAGUUCGAGUGCAAGGUGUUCAGCGACCCGCAGCCGCACAUCCAGUGGCUGAAGCACAUCGAGCUCAACGGGAGCCGCGUGGGUCCCGACGGCUUGCCGUACGUCCGAAUACUCAAGCAUUCUGGGGUCAAUAGCUCGGACGCUCAGGUGCUGACCCUCUACAAUGUGACUGAGGAGGACAGCGGACAGUAUAUAUGUAAAGUGUCCAAUUAUAUAGGAGAGGCCAAUCAGUCAGCCUGGCUGACUGUCAUCAGAUAUGAUCCCACAGCCGUCACACACAACCCUCCACCCAACCACACCUACCUGGAGGUCGUCAUCUACUGCGUGGGCUUCUUUUUCAUCGCAGUCAUGAUCGCCAUCGUGAUCAUUGUCAAGAUCCGCACCUCCUCCAAGAAGAGCGACUUCAACAGCCAGCUCGCCGUGCACAAGCUGGCCAAAAGCAUUCCCCUGCGCAGACAGGUAACAGUGUCUGUGGACUCGAGCUCCUCCAUCCACUCCGGAGGAAUGCUGGUUCGUCCGUCCAGACUCUCCUCCAGCGGCUCUCCGAUGCUCUCAGGCGUGUCUGAGUAUGAGCUUCCUCAGGACCCCCGCUGGGAGCUCCCCCGGGACAGGCUUGUUCUUGGGAAGCCGCUGGGCGAAGGCUGCUUCGGUCAGGUGGUGAUGGGAGAGGCGCUCGGCCUCGACAAAGAAAAGCCAAACCGCGUGACCAAGGUUGCAGUCAAGAUGUUAAAAUCUGACGCCACCGAGAAAGACCUGUCAGAUCUGAUUUCAGAGAUGGAGAUGAUGAAGAUCAUUGGGAAGCACAAGAACAUCAUUAAUCUGCUGGGAGCCUGUACACAGGAUGGUCCUCUGUAUGUAAUAGUGGAGUACGCUUCCAAGGGCAACUUACGGGAGUACCUGCGAGCUCGGCGCCCGCCGGGCAUGGAGUACUGCUACAACCCCGACCAGGUUCCCGUGGAGAACAUGUCCAUCAAAGACCUUGUGUCCUGUGCUUACCAAGUGGCCCGCGGCAUGGAGUACUUGGCAUCCAAAAAGUGCAUCCACAGAGAUCUUGCUGCUCGCAAUGUUUUGGUAACAGAGGACAAUGUGAUGAAAAUAGCUGACUUUGGGCUCGCAAGAGAUAUCCAUCAUAUUGAUUACUAUAAGAAGACCACCAACGGUCGUUUGCCAGUCAAGUGGAUGGCCCCCGAGGCCCUGUUCGACCGGAUAUACACACACCAAAGUGACGUCUGGUCGUUCGGGGUGCUGCUGUGGGAGAUCUUCACCCUGGGAGGCUCGCCGUACCCCGGCGUCCCGGUCGAGGAGCUCUUCAAGCUGCUGAAGGAAGGUCACCGCAUGGACAAGCCCUCCACGUGCACGCACGAGCUGUACAUGAUGAUGAAAGACUGCUGGAACGCCGUGCCUUCUCAGAGGCCCACUUUCAAACAGUUGGUCGAGGACUUGGAUCGAUGUUUGGCCAUGACGUCCAACCAGGAGUAUUUGGAGCUUUCGAUGCCUCUGGACCAAUAUUCCCCCAACUACCCUGACACGCGCAGCUCCACCUGCUCCUCCGGCGAGGACUCGGUCUUCUCCCACGAUGCCGGAGCCGAGGAGCCCUGCCUGCCAAAGUUCCCUCCUCACUCUAAUGGGGCAGCCAUAAAGAAACGCUGAUACCUCAUCUCCAUUCAGACAAACACUGACAUUUCCUCCACUCCCUGCCUCAUGGGGUUGGACUCUUCCUCACAUUCCCAGAGAUUAAGCUAAAAAAAGACUGUCGCUCUGAGAGAGGAGCGUGGAGACACCUUGUAGAACUCGUUGGAUCACUUGGACUGAAGAGCGCGACGGCCCCCCGGGUUUUUUUUGUUGGUCGUGGCGGUUUUAACGGGGCACUUCGUAUCAACGGGAGUGGCGGUUUGUCACAGCGCGAGGGGGAUGGAAGCUGUCGCCUUCGCUCCGAGCUCUCCGCGGUUCAGGAGGAUGGAAAUGACUGAUUGUGACUGUGUCUGGCUUUCUGUCUUGCUUCCCCUCCAUGGUCUCUACGUUCACGGCGAAGGACAACAUUCUGCUUUUCAGACCAAAUCCACAGAAAACACUACCGAGUGACAUGCAGCACCGUGGUCCACUGCAUCAUUCACCAUCUUCUUGUAAAUACAGUUAGAAAGUUAUAAAUAUGAAUAUAUAUUUACACAGUACUCCUAUUUUUCUUACUGUAAUGGAUUUAUUUUCUUUUGUACAUGAUUUGUUGGAUUAAUUUUUCAACAUGGUGGUAGAGGCUGUUGGUACAUAACAUCAAAAAAGGAUUUUGUUUUGGUGCGUCAAAAUUUUGAUUUCCCUUAAAAUUACUGUAAAAUCACCCAUGGAAAAAUAUAUGCAGCAUUCUGUUUUGCUUUUCGUGUGUGUGUGUGUGUGUGUGUGUGUGUGUGUGUGUGUGUGUGUGUGUGUGUGUGUGUGUGUGUGUGUGUGUGUGUGUGUGUGUGUGUGUGUGUGUGUGUGUGUGUGUGUGUGUGUGUGUGUGUGUGUGUGUGUGUGUGUGUGUGUGUGUGUGUGUGUGUGUGUGUGUGUGUGUGUGUGUGCUUUUUUAUUUUAAUCUUGUACUGGCAACAACUAAACAUACCGCUGGUUAUAUUUCACACAUUGAACCCAGAAAAACAUCCUUCAGCCAACAUCGUGCACUUCCACUGUGCAUGCCUUUCGUGUGGUGAACAUAAUCUCCUACUGUAAAUGCUUUAACGGGAGUCGCGUUCACGGCCAUGUGACGUCUGAAAAAGGUUUGCAGAACAUGUACUUCAUCUAAAAAAAAAAAAAGAAAAAGGAUAACAUUAAAUAAAAUUUCAUUGGGUAACAAGCUA